UAGAGACCGAGAGCAGUGUCAGUGUGACCUCUGGCCAGUAUCCUGUCUGUGUGCUGGGGGUUUGACGUCAGAUAGUAACGAACUGGGAAUUAAUUACAGGCUCUGAAAGUCUAGUAACCCAUAGCAACCAACCAACCAAACCAGCUCCUACCUACCCGCCUGCUGUUGGGAUGCAAUUUCUACUUGACUCCCAGGUGGGGAAGACGUCUCUGGUUAUGGCUCUGGUGGGAGAAGAGUUCCCUGAUGAAGUUCCAUCUCGUGCGGAAGAAAUUACUAUUCCUGCUGACGUGACCCCAGAGCGCGUCCCGACCCAUAUCGUUGAUUACUCAGGAGUAGAACAGACAGAGGAUGAACUCAGGGAAGAGAUUGCAAAGGCAAACGUUGUGUGCAUUGUGUAUGAUGUCACGGAUCUAGAAACCAUUGAAAAGAUGGCUUCCAAAUGGAUUCCCAUGGUGAACGGCAAUGCGGAACGAAACUCCCGGCUUCCCAUAAUCCUAGUGGGGAACAAAUCAGACCUUCAGUGUGGCAGCUCCAUGGAAUCCAUUCUUCCUAUCAUGAACCAGUUCUCUGAGAUUGAGACCUGCGUGGAGUGUUCAGCUAAGAACCUUAAGAACAUUUCUGAGGUUUUCUACUAUGCUCAGAAGGCAGUAUUGCACCCCACGGCCCCACUGUAUGACCCAGAAGAGAAGCAGCUGAGACCACAGUGUAAAAAGGCCUUAACUCGAAUCUUCACCAUCUCUGAUCAGGACAGCAAUCAAAUCCUCAGCGAUGAAGAGCUCAACUACUUCCAGCAGUCCUGCUUUGGGAACCCGUUAGCUCCUCAAGCUCUGGAAGACGUGAAGAUGGUGGUAAAGAAGAACACAGCAGAUGGAGUGCGAGAGAAUGGACUGACAUUAAACGGCUUCCUCUUCCUCAACACCCUCUUCAUCCAGCGCGGCCGCCAUGAGACCACAUGGACCAUCUUAAGACGUUUUGGAUAUGAUGAUGCACUGGAACUAACAGAUGACUACCUCUACCCACCGUUGCGCAUUCCGCAUGAUUCCUCCACAGAACUGAACCACUUCGGUUACCAGUUCUUGCAGAAGGCAUUCGAGAAACAUGAUCUGGAUGGAGACGGCGCUCUCUGUCCCUCAGAGCUGCAGAGUUUCUUCAGUGUCUUCCCGUACACUCCCUGGGGUCCCGAAUUACCCAGCACGGUGUGCACAGCAGAAGGCGGCAGCUACCUGCCCUUGCACGGAUACCUCAGCCAGUGGACGUUGGUGGCUUAUCUAGACGUCCAUCGAUGCCUGGAACACCUGGGUUACUUGGGAUACCCAAUCCUGUGUGAGCAGGAGAGCCAGACGCAUGCCAUCACAGUGACGAGGGAGAAGAGCAUAGACUUGGAGAAGGGGCAGACGCAGAGAAACAUCUUCCUGUGCAGGGUCAUUGGUCCACGUGGGACGGGCAAGUCGGCCUUUUUACGAGCCUUUCUGGGGCAGAGUCUAGAGGAGCAGCAGCUGAGCAACAAGCCGCCCUCGUUCUACUCCGUGAAUACAGUGCUGGUCGGUGGCCAGGAGAAGUAUCUUAUUCUGUUUGAAGUGGACGUGGACACAGAGUUCUUGAAGACGUCCGACGCUCCCUGUGACGUGGCCUGUUUAAUGUAUGACGUCUCCGACUCCAAAUCCUUCAAUUACUGCGCCAGCAUCUACAAGCAACACUAUAUGGACAGCCAGACCCCGUGCCUGUUUGUGGGCUGCAAAUAUGACCAGGGAGAGGUGAAACAGCAACACGGCAUUUCACCCGCGGAAUUCUGCCACAAGCACCGUUUGCCGCCUCCCUACCAUUUUACCUGCCAGGGCUCCCCAGACAGAACUAUCUACAGCAAACUCGCCACUGCCGCUGCCUUUCCACAUCUGCAUGACACAGAGCUCAGCACUGCCUCCUUCUGGUUGCGAGUGGCAUUGGGGGCUACCGUGGCUGCCGUCGUGGGAUUCACCCUCUACAAGGCUCUCGCGCGAAGCAAAUAGUGACCUCUGAGACCUCCAGUCAUUAACCAACCGAGAUAAAGCUGUCCCAAAAACUCUCUCCGCCUCUCUCCUUCCUCCGUUGCUAAUCAAUGUGAGGGGUCGUAGAGAACUCAAGGGGCAACUUCUACUUCCAACAGAAACAUGGUUUUGCCUCCUUCCUUCUAACCUUAUUCCUUUAUUACUCUCUAAAAGACUAAAGGGGCCACUGUUGUCAUCUCAUAAAAAAAAAUGUGAUUGCUCUGCUUCUCUCUUGGCACCGAGAGACUGAUGGAAACCUUUUUACACUGAUUUGUCUCUGCCUUGUUCCCGUCUCCCAGCAGAGCUGCCCCACUUAAAACCAAAGUGAAUUAACAGAACCGAUGCUGGUGUUGAGAUGAGGCUUUUGUAGCCUCUGGCCCGACUCUUGCUUAACUAACAUUUGCCCAAACCUAUUACGUGAAAAGAAUGUCAAUCAGGUUGCCCAAACGCGUCAGGCCUUCCAUGAGAAAAGUGCAAUAAUAUAAUGCAUGUAUAACUGACACAUACACACUGCUCAGUAUAUGGUGCUGAGCAGAUAAGAGGUUUCUGAUAGUGGAACCCAAUGCAGUGUAAACAGCCUCCCUCCCUUCUCUGCUGUUCCUAUAGCAGUACAGGUGUGGGGGAGGGGGUUACCCACUUCAGUCCUCUCAUCAGUGUUAACAAUUCCAUUUGAUCAGAAGUAUUGACUCGUCGAGAAGCUGCUCAAGUCCCCCGGGCGACCCCAUAGCUGACCCAACGGCAUCUCACGAUGUUGCAGGAGGCCACGUUUCAAAGUCACCUGCUGUUUUACUUCUAAGGGAAGAUGAGCUCUCGGGACCCCGGAGCCUCGAUGAUCAAUGAUCAGUGCGUUUCGGUUUAGCUUUUAUAUCAUCACAACAACUGACUGGAUGCCAGAAUGUACAAACGCUGGUCUUUUUUGUUUUUAUCAGAUCAAUCACGUUUUGGUUUUUUUUCUUUUGUUAUUUAUGUACCAAAGGAAGAAAAAGUGCAUUGGAAAGCGAAGGGAGACCGUGAUUUUACUUUGUUUUUACGUCAGUAAAGAAUAAAGACCUAUUUUAAUUA
Messenger RNA from Xenopus laevis (African clawed frog), 3086 nucleotides. It is a transcript of the gene rhot2.L, whose product is annotated as ras homolog family member T2 L homeolog. The transcript has 19 exons. The coding region runs from base 171 to 2006 and encodes 611 amino acids. The record is from RefSeq and is a predicted model, not a curated record. Lineage: Eukaryota; Metazoa; Chordata; Amphibia; Anura; Pipidae.